Molecule: messenger RNA, 1148 nt
Organism: Nicotiana tabacum (common tobacco)
Lineage: Eukaryota; Viridiplantae; Streptophyta; Magnoliopsida; Solanales; Solanaceae
Source: RefSeq, a predicted model, not a curated record
UGACUUGUGUAUCUCUCUUAAUAAAUAUAUAUUGCUGUCCAAUUUCAGUCCUCUAAACCACCCUUUAGACCAUAUUUCAAAACCUUGAGAGAGAAAUAAAUAGAGAGAGAGAGAGAAAAAGGAAGAAAUUAAAGUAAGAUCAAGAAUGGGAAGAGCUCCAUGUUGUGACAAAGCAAAUGUGAAGAAAGGGCCAUGGUCACCUGAAGAAGAUGCAAAAUUAAAGGAAUAUAUUGAGAAAUCUGGCACUGGAGGCAAUUGGAUUGCUCUUCCACAAAAAGCUGGGCUAAGAAGAUGUGGAAAAAGCUGCAGAUUAAGAUGGCUAAACUAUCUUAGACCAAACAUUAAACAUGGAGAAUUCUCAGAUGAAGAAGACAGAGUCAUUUGUAGCCUUUAUGCUAGCAUUGGAAGCAGGUGGUCAAUAAUAGCAGGCCAGUUACCAGGCAGGACAGACAAUGAUAUCAAGAAUUACUGGAACACAAAGCUCAAAAAGAAACUCAUGGGAUUUGCCUCUUCAUCUCAGAAAAUCAGGCCAUUUCAUCAUCAUCAGCAGCACCAAAUAACCACUGGUUAUAGUAAUUAUUACCCACAAAUUUUACCAUAUUCUUCUCCUUCAACAACAUUAACAACAAUAGCAGCUUAUAAAUAUAGCAACAACACUUUUCCAUGCUAUGAAACUAUUCCUACAAUUCCAUCAACUAGUUUCUUGAACACUGCUGCAGCUGCUAGUUGUACUUCAGGCAUUACAGCUAGUACUUCCCCUCUACUCCAAAUUCAAGAAAGUAAUUAUGUGGGUCCCACUACUACAACUUCUUCAGAUGGGAGUGCAGAGUAUGAAAAUUUGGAUUUUCAUAGCUAUAUUUAUAAUGGGGUUAUUGGUAAUGAAGAUCAGAGUAAUUCCAAGUUCUUGAUUGAAGGCGGAGGAAAGCCAAUGAAUGGAAAUGGUUGUUAUGUUGAACAACAAAAUCCAUUAGAUUAUAGUAGUUUGGAGGAGAUUAAGCAGCUAAUUAGCAGUAAUAAUAAUGUUACAUGUAAUAGUAACUUGUUUAUUGAUGAAAACAAGAUAGAAGAAAAAGUCAUGAUGUACUAUUGAUGAUGAUAUUGAAUAUUGAUGCUGACCUUUUUGAGUACAAAUCAGAAGAUUUUGCAGU